UUCGAAUGGGGGUGAACGAAUGUCAGCAUGAAAUUAUGCCAUUACAGAAUCAAUCACGCCAUAAGUUCAACUGUACUAUAAUUUUGCCAUUACCAAAGGGCAAUACAAUUCCUCACGUCAUGUCAAUUUUCCGCUCACAAUUCACGGUCGGUAAGAAUUUUUCGUAAAUUUUCGCUCAACAUAACACCGGAGCCCUGACCCGAUUGUUAGUGGUAAUCAAGAUUAAAAUCAACGAUAGCUAGUGACCACGACGUCGCGCCGUCAGUCGGCGAAAAGUUACCGCCACGGGAGCACCAUAGACGUGACGUGAACAGCCAGUGCUCCAUUGGCCGAAAAGAAAAAAAAAACAAUGAAAAAACUCGAAUGACGGAAUCGGAGUUCUAAAUUCGAAUACGCGCGAUAUGUGUUCAAACGGUUUUGAUUUUCUGGCGAAAUUGACGUGUGUUGUGAAAGUGCGAAAACUUUUAAGUGAAAUGUGUUAGUGUUAUUGAAUUUAAGUGCCCAAAUAUAUUAGGUUAUGGUAAGAUUUCUUAACAGGAUUGCAAUAUCUGGGUUUUAAUGUGGAAUUUAAAACCAUAAACCUAGACUAAACGCACGAAAGAGCGGGACUAAUUAGCUUCUAAUUAGUGCGAGAGAGACCGCAGUGGCACCAGUCCAAGAUGAAUCUGAUGUUUCGGAAGAACUUCUGCGGGGAGAAGAGUACGGGCGGCGGGGGCGGCGGGGGAGGGGGCAAGGCGAGGGGGGCGCUCGGGGCCGGCCGGAACGCGAAGCGCCGGGACCGCGAGCGCUACUCCUGUAUGGAGGAACACACUCACUACAGGACGCAUCUUUUUUUCUCGGCGCCGAGGGCCAGUACUCAGUACAACGAGGGCUCAGAACGAUGCGGGCCAGUGCUCGGCGGAGGCACCGGGACGGAGCCGGAGCCCCCGCAGCCCCUCGUCACGCGGGAGCCGGGAGUGUCGCUGCUCCGCUGGGACAGGCCCACGGACACCCGGGCCUCCGAGCGGGUCAGCAGGAGGGAGACGAGGACAGAGCCCGUCUCGCUCGCCACGCUCGAGCGCGACUGCUUUGUCAUACCAGCGCACGCGCUGGAUAGGUUCCUGCCUGAUGGCGUCCCUCUUCCAGUGCCCCCUCCAACACCAGAGAAAGGCCAAACAACGAAGACUGCCCCGAACUCACUCAGCAUCCUCGAGGUUGCCGACCCCAAGCACUGCAUACUCGCCCACCUGAUGAGCCCUCUAGAGCCUAUCGAGCCAAUACUCGAAUCACCAAUGUCCAAGCCCUUAAUCAAACAGAAGGCUGCCGCAGGGGAGCUUUUAACAGAAGUAGCUCAAGCAAAUACAGCUGUAGGAGGGAUGCUACUCGCAAAUAUGGAACGGAACGCAGAAUUCCCAUUCAUAUCAUACUAUGUGAUAAAUACAACGCAAACUGAUCCUUUGCUUUUCUACAAUAACAUGAGGUGUGCUUCGUUGAACAAGUUUGAUCCGAAGGCGAUACGGUACUCGGCGGCGCAUACGCUGGACUUGUAUAGUGAGGUGGCAAUGAUCUGCCGGCCGCCGUUCACGGACCUGGCCGGAGGACCGAAGAAGUCGCACACGCCAACUACUGGAUUCAUUAUUAGUGUUUAUAAGGUAUUCGAAGGCGACGAUGGCGAGCGCUUCGAGCGCAACUGGCUAUACUGGACCGGCGCGCGCAUGCUCUACCGCCAUCUCCCUCACUCCGUCGGCAUGAGGAAGAUAGCGCUACACAAGUCCGUCGCCAGCCACGGCGACAAGAUGUACCUGUUGGUGUGCGAGUGUGCCAACUUGUUGGACGACUUGUCGGGCGCGGCGAUGUUGAUCACGGCGUUGCGCGCGCGCCUGUGUGGGUACACUGGAUUGUAUAGGCCCAUACAGACGUUCUAGCAGAGGGAUGGGGCUGUGAGCCCUGAUGUUUAGUGUAUGCUAGAGUAAAAGUCUUAAUUGGAACCUAUUUUGAGAGAUAGCUGAUAAAUGGCACAACUCUGUAUAUCAUUGAAUUGCAAUAG
Molecule: messenger RNA, 2026 nt
Organism: Cydia amplana
Lineage: Eukaryota; Metazoa; Arthropoda; Insecta; Lepidoptera; Tortricidae
Exons: 5
Coding region: 660-1904 (414 amino acids)
Source: RefSeq, a predicted model, not a curated record